Molecule: messenger RNA, 965 nt
Organism: Brassica napus (rape)
Lineage: Eukaryota; Viridiplantae; Streptophyta; Magnoliopsida; Brassicales; Brassicaceae
Product: glutamic acid-rich protein
Exons: 1
Coding region: 349-849 (166 amino acids)
Molecular function (GO): protein binding
Source: RefSeq, a predicted model, not a curated record
AUCAUAACGACUUUGUUAAUUAGUUCCCUAACUUUGAGGAGAGAAUUUGUUUAAGAAUGCUACUCAGUCAAAAUAUAUUAAAACCCCUCGUUGCAAUAUAUCCGCAACAAGAUUAAAACAAGAUAGUACUAAUUACCACAAAAUUAAACAAAAUAUCCGAAAACGAAAAUAGCAUGAGUUUGUGUUUGGUUAGUUCAUGUUUUCUCAUACAAAACAAUAUCUUGAAAUUAAAAAUCAAAAAUAAAGAGAGAGAGAUGGUAAAUCACAAAAGUGAACAUACAAAGAAGAAAUGAAUCUUUGUCGUAACAAUCAAAACCACAAGAUUUUGGUGGAGAGAGUGUUGAAGCAAUGAAGGUAAAUGUGGAGGUAAUAACGGGUACAUUUAUAGAUGCUGAGGUGAGUGAAAAUGCGACGGUGAAGGAACUAAAGGAGAGGAUUGCAACGGAGGUGAAACUAUCGGUGAAGCGUUUGAUACUUGUGGUCGAGGAUGAAGAGGAGAGUAGAAGAUUGGUUAAGGAUGAUGAAGAUGAAAUGAAGCUGAUAGAUUUAGGAGUCAAAGAAGAUGCUCAUAUGUAUUUGUUCUUUAAGCAUCCUGAUUUGGUUUACAAGGAGGAGAAAUCACAAGGAAGAGGAGAUAAUGCAUCUGUAGAGGAGCUUUCAUCGGAAGCAGAGAGUAAAAGAGGAAACAAAGAAGAAGAUGAAGAUGCAAAGGGUGAAGAGAAAGAUAUAGCUAUGAAGAAUGGCGAAGAAGAAGAGAAGAAUGGAGAAGAAACAAAGGAUGAUGAUAAUGUUGAAGAUGGAAAAAAGAAAGCAAGAGAAGGAGAGAAUGAAAUGGAUAUAGUUUCUUGAUUUGAUUUGUUUAACCAUUCCAUUUUUUGUUUACUUUUCCUUUGUGAUUGUCUUGUCAUAAUGUUUCUUGUUCUACAAGUAAACAGCUUAAUGAAAAUUUAUGAUCUGUUUAGUUU